This is a messenger RNA of Boleophthalmus pectinirostris (great blue-spotted mudskipper), 5132 nucleotides long. It is a transcript of the gene strip2, whose product is annotated as striatin interacting protein 2. Gene Ontology annotation, cellular component: cytosol. Gene Ontology annotation, biological process: cytoskeleton organization. Bases 67 to 2535 code for a protein of 822 amino acids. The record is from RefSeq and is a predicted model, not a curated record. The transcript is spliced from 21 exons. Lineage: Eukaryota; Metazoa; Chordata; Actinopteri; Gobiiformes; Gobiidae.
CUCUCCGUGGAGCGAUGCCGGUGACAGCUUCGCGCAGGACAGAGUGAGCCGCGGCCACGGGACAAGAUGCAGGCGGACGACAUGGAGGUACCUAUCAUUAAUAACCUUAACGAGAACGGCGACAGGCACAAGGCCAGAGCCAAAGAUGUGUUCAAGGACCCGCAGAAGGAGUCGGAGAGCUCCAUGGAGUCUCCCAACCUGGAGUUUGAGUAUGGAGACACGGACACACUCACCGCUGAACUGUCAGAGCUGUACAGUUAUACAGAAGAGCCGGAGUUUGCCCUGAACAGAGAUUACUUUGAAGAGGACUUUAAGAAUCAUGCCAAAGCACGGCGUUGGACAGAGCUGUGUGUGGAGGAGCAGAGGGCGUAUGUGAUGAGGCUGCUGGACGCUUUGGAGGUCACAGAUCGCGACAAGAGGCUGAAGGUCGCCCGGGCCAUCCUCUACCUCGCCCAGGGGGUGUUUGAUGAGUGUGACACAGAGGUGGACGUGUUGCACUGGUCCAGACACAAUGUUUUUCUUCUCUACGACAUGGGCAUCUUCACAGCUCUGUUAGAACUGCUCAGCAUGGAGAUGGAUAACAGUCAGGCGUGCAGCAGCGCAGUGAGGAAACCAGCCAUCUCCCUCGCAGACAGCACAGAGCUCAGGGUGUUGUUGAGCAUCAUGUACCUGAUGGUGGAGACGAUUAGAGUUCAGACUGAAGACGACAGACCAGAGUGGAAAACAGCCAGAGAGUCCUUCAAAAAUGAGCUAGGUUCCCCUCUGUACAACGGUGAACCCUUUGCCCUCCUCCUCUUCACGAUGGUCACCAAAUUCUGCAGCAUGAACGCUCCACACUUCCCCAUGAAGAAAGUCCUACUGCUCCUCUGGAAAACUAUUCUGUUCACGCUGGGUGGUUUUGAGGAGCUACAGGAGAUGAAGGUUCGUGGCCGUGAGCGUCUGAACCUGCCUCCGUUGCCUGAGGACAGUAUUAAAGUGGUGAGAGCGAUGAGAGCCGCCUCGCCACCCGCCUCUGCGAUGGAGCUGAUCGAGCAGCAGCAGCAGCAGAAGAGAGGCCGGCGAAGUCGAAGGCCGCUGGUCAAACAGGACAGCUUGGACACCUACAACGAGCGGGACCCCUUUAAAAAUGAUGACGCCCGUGAUGAAGAAGAGGACCCCGAGGACACAGACAGUGGGAUAGAGGGAGAGGUGGACCCUUUGGAGAGAGACGUGAUCAUCCAGCCCCCUCCUCCCCCUCCUCCGCUCAGACCUCCCACAGACAGAAUCAACUUCCCCAAAGGACUGCCCUGGGCCCCCAAAGUCAGGGAGAAAGACAUCGAGCAUUUUCUAGAGACAAGCAGAAACAAGUUCAUUGGGUUUACUCUUGGAAAUGACACAGAGACCCUUGUGGGCCUUCCCAGACCGAUCCAUGAGAGUGUGAAGACUCUGAAACAGCACAAAUACAUUUCCAUCUCUGAGGUUCAAAUAAAGAGGGAGGAGGAACUUCAACAAUGUCCAAUGACUAUGGGUGAAGAGGACAUAGAGGAAACGCCAGCAGAGAUUCUAUAUUUGGGCAUGCUUCCUAACCUCUCCCAAUAUGUGAUUGCUCUCCUGAAGCUGCUGCUGGCCGCUGCUCCGACCUCCAAAGCCAAAACUGACUCCAUCAACAUCCUGGCCGACGUGCUGCCCGAGGAGAUGCCCAUCACCGUCCUUCAGAGCAUGAAGCUGGGGAUUGACGUGAACAGACACAAAGAAAUCAUCGUGAAGGCCAUCUCUGCUCUGCUGCUGCUGCUGCUCAAACACUUUAAACUCAACCACAUCUACCAGUUUGAGAUCGUCUCCCAGCACCUGGUGUUUGCCAACUGCAUCCCCCUCAUCCUCAAGUUCUUCAACCAGAACAUCAUGUCCUACAUCAGUGCCAAAAACAGUAUCUGUGUACUGGACUUCCCUCACUGUGUGGUGCAUGAGAUGCCUGAGCUCACAGCCGAGAGCCUGGAAGCAGGAGACACCAAUCAGUUUUGUUGGAGGAAUUUGUUUUCAUGUAUAAAUCUGUUGAGAAUAUUGAACAAACUGACCAAGUGGAAGCACUCCAGGACCAUGAUGCUUGUAGUUUUUAAAUCAGCCCCGAUCCUGAAGCGAGCUCUGAAGGUGAAGCAGGCCAUGAUGCAGCUGUACGUGCUGAAGCUGCUGAAGAUCCAGACCAAGUACCUGGGACGACAGUGGAGGAAAAGCAACAUGAAAACUAUGUCUGCUAUUUACCAGAAAGUCCGACACAGACUCAACGACGACUGGGCCUAUGGGAACGAUAUCGAUGCUCGACCUUGGGACUUCCAGGCGGAGGAGUGCGCUUUGAGAGAGAGCAUCGAAAAGUUCAACACCCGACGCUAUGACAGGAACAAAAACUGGGACUUUACCCCCGUGGACAACUGUCUCCAGAGCGUCUUGGGUCAGAGGGUGGAGCUGCCCGAAGAUUUCCACUACAGCUACGAGAUGUGGCUGGAGAGAGAGGUUUUCUCCCAGCCAAUCCAGUGGGAGGGGCUGCUGCAGAAUCCAUAGGAGGAAGAGAUAAGGGGGAGAAGGGUAAGGUCAAACAGGGCAGAGAAUGAUGUUGAAAUGCCUUGAAGACCUGUCGUGUGGUGUCCAAGUAAAUCAGAAAAUAUAAGGAUCAGCUGAAGAUGUUGUGCUGGAAAUGUGUACUACAGUGCCAGUUGAAACAUUUGGUCAAGGUCCCAUAUUACGCUAUUUUACUGACAUUCAAGGUAACAGCUACCUUUUAUUUUUUGUUCAGUAGAGAUUUGCAGUACCAGGGCUGAAAUCCAAAUGAUUCUAGUCAAGGUGUAUGGAGUUUAAAAACACACGGAGCAUUUCCUGUAUUAGUGUUUUCUGUUUGAGAGGAACUCAGCCUAAAUAUGCAGGAUUUGUGUGUUAAAACAUCAAUUCAUCCAUUUUCUUCUGCUUAUCCGGAGCUGGGUCGCAGGGGCAGCAGUCUAAGCAGGGACUCCCAGACUUCCUUCAUCCCAGACACUUCCUCCAGCUCCUCCGGGGGGACCCCAAGGCUUUCCCAGGCCAGGCGAGAGACAUAGGGCCAAUCCCAUUUCUUAUUUCUACUCGUACCACUUGCCCCUUGAAACUAAGCAACAAGGGGUAGGGGUCACAUACAAUCACAUACGUCAUCAGUCGUCUCCGUCAGUUUUUACGUAAGAAGAUGCGACAAGCUUUUACCAGAAACAUGCCGUCUACCGUCUUGCUGGUGAUUUGCAAGAAAUUCUGUGAAAUUGCUCAUACCCCGCCAUUUGGAGUGUGCCUCUGAAAAAUCUUUGUUUGGAGGGGUGUAUAUCCCUACCACUUUCCCCUACCCCUCUGCCAUAAUGGUAACUGGGACACCCCUACCCCUACACGUGAACGCGCAAAACGGAGAGGUAGAGGAAAGUGGUGUGGCUAAGGGGUGUAAUGAGAUUCAGCCAUAGUCCCUUCAGCGUGUCCUGGGUCAUCCACCGGGCCUCCUCCCGGUGGGGCAUCCGGAACAGAUGUCCGAGCAAUCUCACCUGGCUCCUCUUGACGUGAAGGAGCAGCAGCUGUACUCCAAGCUCCCCCUGUGUGACUGAGCUUUUCACCCUAUCUCUAAGGUAGCGCCCAGCCACCCUGCAGAGGAGACUCAUUUUGGCCGCUUUUAUCCGCAAUCUUGCUCUUUCGGUCAUUACCCAGAGCUCAUGACCAUAGGUGAGGGGAGGAACGUAGAUUGACCAAUAAAUCGAGAGCUUCGCCUUUCGACUCAACUCCCUCUUCACCACAACGGUCCGAUACGGCGACCACAUCACUGCUGACGCUGCACCGAUCCGCCUGUCAAUCUCAUGCUCCAUCCUCCCCUCACUCGUGAACAAGACCCCGAGAUACUUGAACUCCUCCACUCCACACACUCACUUAACACACCGCCUCAAGUGUGUUAAGCAUGCGUAAAUGAAAUAAAACACAACUCCAGGUACUCCAACAUUAUUACGUAGAUCAGAAAAUAUUAGUCUGUCUUCAUCUCCAAACCUGAAAAUGCUCUGAUCCACCUUGUGAUGUCAUGAAGCAGAAGGUGAAGGUGUAAGGAGUUUCAAACAAAGACACAGUGGAGCAAUUUUCUGUUUGAUAGAAGAAUUCAGCCUAAAUAUGCAGGUUUGAAUGAAAUAAAAACACAACUCCAGGUAUGUUUUUGAUGAGGAAACAACAUUAUAACAUAAAAAAUAGCGUAAUACGGGGCCUUGACUUUCAGAAACUUGCUACUUCUUUCCCCCUAUGGAUUCAGAACCCAAAAUGUCCGAUCAAAACGAAUGGCGCUUCCUACUUUGAAGAUGCACAAGAAGAUACAGACUUUUGCUGCGCAGUGCCUAUGAUACUGUGAAUGAAACUGCACACUGGAUGUAACAGAGAAAAGCAGAGGUAGCAGACAACACCACACCACAAAGCAGAAGACCUAUUCUACUGCCCCAGCUUCAGUUCAAUAUCAGACACUACUUUUGAUGGUGCCGGUAUGACUCCUUAAAGACUUUAUUUUAUUUUCAGUUCAUUUUCAGAUGAAUUAUUUUUAAAGAGUUUGACGAUGUUCUAUCAUUUUGGAAGUUUUAUACGAUGUUGAGGUAUGUAUUGGCUUGUAUUUUUACUGUUCAAUUUGAAUGUUUUCAGAUGCUUUUUCUUAAGGGGGUUGAGUCCUACCACAGGGUCAGAAAUAGAAGUUAUUUAUAAAUGAAAAUAUGUGUAACCAAAAGAGGAACAGUUAUGUAUGGUCUGCUUGUAUGUAGAAAUGUAUUCCAUAUAUAUAUAUAAACAAGGGUAUUUAAAGAUGUAAUAUGCAUACAUUUAAGGGAAAUUACUUUUAUAAUUUAAAAGAAAUUAACUAUUUUUAGCCCCUGGUUUAUUCAUUGGUUUCAGGCAAAUUAUUCUGACCUGAUUUGAAGGAUUUUGUGAAGGUUUUCCCAGUUAAAAAGAUUUGAUUGCGUUAUUGCUAUAACAGCAGACGAUUGUUGUCAUGGUGAAUCCUUAUGCCUGAAAUCUAUGAAUAGUUUUUUAACUACUUUUAAAAGUUUUAAAGCAGACCUAUUAUGCAAAAUUGACUUUUCAGAGCUUUAAACCAUGAUCGUGUUGGUUCCUAUGGAAGAUAAUUUCUCACUUCG